AUGACUAAGAACCUUCAUCAAUACCCUGGAGCCCGCCGGCCCUCGAGCCGCGACGGCGGAGCCCUCCUGGCUAAAGGCGGCGCGAUGCCUUUCUGGAAGCGCACGGUGGAGCCUCGGCGGCUGCUCCCUUCGACGGCUGCUGCUCCCCGCCUGGCCGGGCUGCCGCUGGCCCAGCUGCACGAGGUGUGCGGCCUGACGACGCUGGCCCUGCUCCGCCAGCUGGCCGACCUGUGCGGCCACUCGGCGGCGCUGCUGGGCGACCUGGAGGGGCGACUUUUGGAGCUCUCCCGCCGCGCCCACCGCCUGCGGGGGCGCCUCCACCGCGUGCGGCGUCUGCUCCGCCCGGGGGCUUCUUCGGAGCCAGCUACUUCCAACUUAGACUUGGAUGUGAAGAAGCCUACCCCACCAAAGCUAUUAUGGCAUCAACCCGUCAACAUAUUUUUGGCUCGACCGGUUGGUGUGGAAGACUUACACCAUGAAGCUGAGCUCAAUCUCCAAAGUUUGCUGCAAGAAGAGUACGAGGAGCCAUAUUUGGACGCCAAGAUCAGUGGACAAACCUUCCGCUAUGCCAGCUCCCCUUCAGUGGACAGGCAUCUGGAGUGCAGUCCUCGCCGUCCCUCCAACAAACGCAUGGAGUUUGUCUACAUGCCUACAAGCCAGCAAGUGAAGGAGAAUGAAACCACAACCCUGGGGGUAAGAGUACUGGAGCCUUCGAUUAGCUUGCCUGCUACCCCAGACAAACACACAGCCUGGGCCCAAGGAUCCCCACUGCCUGCUCUGGAGGAAAAGAGAUUACAACAGCCCUGCUCCACCCAAGCCAACAUUGUCCCCAUCAACGUCUCAGGGCAGCCAUUCGCUCGACACGCCAGUGCACGACACUCCCUGUUCAAUACCGAGACUGCCAUGAAUCCCAAGUCUUUGCUACGCCGAAGACGGACCGUGAUUGGUUUCCCUCACCUCUCUCUACGUGAUCCAGGAAGUAGCAAUGGGCCCAUCAUCAAUCCACCGGCCACCAUAGCGGAGUCCAUCUCUUGCAAUUUUGUCCCUGAUGUGGUCAAUGGGAGGAGCUCCACUCGCCAAGCUCGUUCUCCUCAUUCCCGGCCACAGCUGAGAAAGACCUUCAGUGAUCUUGGAGGGGUCCUACAGGGACGAGGUUGCCAAAUCCAAGUGGGCCGUGCUGAGAACUCCAAGGGGGUGUAUGCCAGUCCACUGUGCAAUGGACCCAAGGAGGAUGCCAUCUUCUCUCCCAGUUGCAGCACAUCCUCCUUCUGCUAUGCCAACUCUUCUAUGGGCCAAAGGGAGGGGGUAGCAGAGAGUGCCUCUCAGGUGUCUCCUUGCACUCCCAGGGACACUCCAGAGGCUGAUCGACCAUCUUCCUUCUUCAUUAGCCAAGACAACAUGGCUGGGACCAAUGAGUGUGGGACGUUUUGUGCUUCUCCUGAGUCCCCCUUAGAGGCCGAAGGAAGCUCGAGGUGUGGAAGGAGAGACCUCAAAGUCCCUGCAGCCCUUGUCAACUCGAGGGAAGAGGCAUCUUCCCAACUGGAGAGGGAGCGAAUCCUGUGCCGGUUCCGCGAGAGGUCGCUCUCCGUCCCUACCGACACAGCCUCCCUGUGCUCGGUGGACAUGGGGGGCAGUGAGACCUGUGGCCUUAGCUAUCCCAGUGCCAGCUCCGAAGGCAGCACGAGCACCGAUAACAUCUCCCUGUCCGUGGAGCAGGAGGCCCGAAAGCAGCGCCGACAACGGACCAAGAGCAUCUCCCUCAAAAAGUCCAAGAAGAAGCCGUGCCCGCCCACCCGCAGCGUCUCCUUGAUCAAGGAAGGGAAACUCAAUGAGGCUGAAGAGGAUGGUGAGGUGCUGCCCCAGGAUCAGAGACCCAAAAGUCUUUAUUUGCUGCCCGAUGCACAGGUCCACAUCAAAGCCCAAGCAGACCCCGCGAGGGAAUUGGAGAACAGGCCCUAUGCCCAGCAGGGUUUUCUUCCUGAAUGGAAUUCUAGCGAUCCUUAUUGCUCUUUGUCCGGAUCCAGCACUGCUACUACUGGGACGACUGUAAUUGAACUGUCCAAGGUACGUGGGAGUUCUGAGUCCCUCCCUUCUCCUUCCGUCUCCCGGGCCACCACCCCAUCUCAUCUCUGUGCCGACAUGAGUUUGAAGACCUCUUCCCCGGGGAGGUUGACAGGGGUAAUGUCUCCCUCCAGCGGCUACUCCAGUCAAUCCGAAACGCCAACCCCAACGGUCCCAACCUCCACAGUUCUAGGCCAUGCUCCUCACCAGAGUGGGCGGGCGAGGCCCCUUGUGCCGGAGAGGAAGUCCUCCCUACCCCCGGUUUCUCCGAUGGAACGGAGCCCCAAGUCUUGCCUCUCCUUCGACCUGCCGUUUGCCCCGCCGACCCAUCUCGACCUGUCAGGCUUGAAAAUCUCACACAAGAGCAAAGCCAAAGUGAGCCGACACCACUCAGAGUGUACCUUCGGAACCAAGCUGGGCCCCAAACUGAGCCCGGUACAGCCAGUUAUGCCGAUGGUGACCCAGCUAGACCUGCGUUCUGUCCGUUUGCGGUCAAUCAGCCGAUCUGAGACGGAGGAUAACCUGGACAUUCCGGAGCUACUGGAGGAACCUGGCAAGAAGAUCCGGCCCCCAGUGGCAGAGAAGCCACCGCUCUCCCGAAGGCCACCAAUGCUGUUGCAUAAAACUCCGCCAGUCCAGGAGGAGUCCCCUGUGAGCUCUCCAACUUCUCCAGCCGCACCCCAGGGCUUGGUCCCUGCAGAGAACAUUUAUAUGAUGGCCAGGAGGCCAGACCACUUGUGGGAUGCAGGCACAUGGAGCCCCACACAAUCCCCUUCGGCCGAGGGGGCAGCUUCUCCCACGCAAGGCUCCGUGGGGGCCUUCUUCUCCACCGCACGGAGGCUCUCUGAGGACAGCUUGGAGGAAGAGGAGCAGAUGAAGGCCAAGGUUUUCGACGAGGCGGUGCCUGGGGGAGAGAGCCGUAAAACUAAAGUCCCGCCCCCUGUCCCAAAGAAGCCAAGUGUGCUUUACUUGCCGUUGGUGACUUCCCCACUCCAUCCGGGGCCUUGUCCUGGGGACCAGAGGCUAUCUCCUAGCCCGGUCAUCAUGCUAGAUGAGGAUUCUGCCUACUCAGAACUGACCACCUACAAAGUGCCGUCUCCAGUUGCCAGCGAGAUGAAUGUAAGUCCAAUUCCUGCAGACCUGUCAUGGGGAGACAUUCCAGGAAAUUCCGUGGGUUUGAGGGGCAAAGACAAACGCUUUGUAAAUGACAAAACAGCUGAGUCCAUAACCGAGGAAGACGACGAUGUCUUUGUGACAACCCGAACCACGGAAGAUCUAUUCACCGUCAUUCACAGAUCCAAGCGGAAGUUACUGGGUUGGAAGGAGCCCAGCGACUCCUUUGCCAACCGACCCAAUUCCCAGAUGCCCACCAAGAACACCGCAGGGUUCGCGAUCAACGAAUGUCCUCCCAGCACAAGCAGAACCUCCAGCAAAAACGAGGACUUCAAGGCUCUCCUUCAGAAGAAAGGAGGGAAAGGGGCCUCGGGCAUCCGAACCUCUGCAGCCGAACUUCUCAAGACCACCAAUCCCUUGGCUCGGAGAGUCAUGACUGAGUUUGCCGUGGACGGGACCAUCCCGGGCUCCAAAAUCCAGCCCUGAGUUUCUUUAAUAAGGAC
Molecule: messenger RNA, 3677 nt
Organism: Notechis scutatus (mainland tiger snake)
Lineage: Eukaryota; Metazoa; Chordata; Lepidosauria; Squamata; Elapidae
Gene: NHSL2
Product: NHS like 2
Biological process (GO): cell differentiation
Source: RefSeq, a predicted model, not a curated record